Bufo gargarizans (Asiatic toad) is the source of this 4831-nucleotide messenger RNA. Its product is annotated as oocyte zinc finger protein XlCOF7.1-like. The record is from RefSeq and is a predicted model, not a curated record. Gene Ontology annotation, molecular function: DNA-binding transcription repressor activity, RNA polymerase II-specific. The transcript has 6 exons. Bases 363 to 2078 code for a protein of 571 amino acids. Gene Ontology annotation, biological process: negative regulation of transcription by RNA polymerase II. Lineage: Eukaryota; Metazoa; Chordata; Amphibia; Anura; Bufonidae.
CUUUACCCUGACACUAGUGACAGAAGAUCCCUCCCAGAAUCCUCCGCGCCUCCAUAGCAACACUUCCUGAGGUCGCCCCGGCAAGAUCAGCUGCCCCCAUGAAAGGUAGUGGGGCCAUAUCUUAUUUUUCUAUGGGACCCUAUGAAUUAUAUUUACACCUCUGUAGAAGCCCCAAAUGUAAUAAUCCUAAAGGGGUAGUCCACUGAAGAAACACACCGAUUUCCUGCCGUGUUGUGACAGGAAUAGAAGGUGGAUUGCUGUAGGAACCCCGGCACUGUUGGAACGACAGCGGUGGGAGGUUGGAAAACAACCAAUCACAGACUCCUUUCUACAAGAUAGACCCCAGAGCUGAUCAUCUAAGGAUGGAGAAGAACAAGAGCGCCAUAAAAGAGAAAAUAAUUAACCUCACGCUGGAGAUCCUCUAUCUGCUAACUGGAGAGGAUUAUAUUAUUGUGAAGAAGCCAGGUGGACAUGCCACACACAACAGACUUCAGGUCGUAGAAGGGAUUUGUAGGACUCUGGGAAAUGUUUUACUGACUCCACCUCACUCUGUGACACCUCAAGAGGACAAUGAACAGAAGAUCCUAGAACUGACCAACAAAAUCAUUGAGUUGCUGACUGGUGAGGUUUCUAUAAGAUGUCAGGAUGUCACUGUCUGUUUCUCAAUGGAGGAGUGGGAGUAUAUAGAAAGACACAAGGAUCUCUACAAAGACAUCCUGAUGGAGAACAGACAAAAUAUUAUAUUACCAGAUGGCCCCGAUUGCAAAAAUAGUCUUUUCUGUAAUGUAACUCCAGAAUAUCUAAAUGGAGAUGAUAUGGCUAUGGAUACUGAAUCUGAAACUGAAAGUUUAAAAAUACAUAGCCCUCUAGAUGUACAAACGUUUUCAAGAGAAGCCACUACCGGAAAAAUAUCUGGAUAUAAAAAUAGAAAUAUCAGUCAUGUAGAGGAUCUACACUAUUCCUCUAUUCAUAUUAAGGAGGAACCAUGUGAUGUCUCAUGGGAUGGAGAAAAUCUUCCAAAUACUACUGACCCAACUGUUCAAUUUCAUUCUGUUCAUAUUAAGGAGGAACCAGUCUCAGAUGAUGAAGAAAACUCCACAGACUCCAACAUUUAUACACAACAUGCUUAUCUCCAUAGUAUGGAGGGACCAGUCUCAUGUGGUGGACAAGAUCUCACUCUACCCAAUGUUUAUACAUCCACAGAUCCCUCACAGUAUCCAUAUACUCAUAAUAUUCAGGAAUCAUUCUCAUUUGAUAGAGGUAAGCUCGCAGAACCUGACAGUUAUAGGCCCACUGACCAUAUGCAUCAGCAUUCAACUAUUCAUAUUAUGGAGGAACCAGCCUUAUCCAACAGCGAAGACCACUACGACACCAACUUUAGUACACAGUACUUGCCUGUUCAAAUUAAGGAGGAACCAGUCUCAGGUGACGAUCAUAUACACAUCAAAACACGCAGAUAUCCUUCGAGACAAUCUACAUCUCCUAUUAAGCAAAGAGGACCAGCCUCACACAAAGGAAUAAAGCGCAAAAACCUCAAAAAUACUGUUAAAGAGCCUCCAGUUACAUCAACGGAUUCAGGUGAAACAGAUGAGAAUGAGAAAAACUGUUCUUCUGUCUACUCAGUCCGUCAAAGUGCCAACACAAUGGAGAUUUUGUAUCACUGUCCCAGUUGCCAUAAAGGCUUUUACAGUAACUUGGAUCUUGCUCGACAUCAAGUCAUUCACACCGUAGAUAAAUUUUUUAUAUGUUCCUUAUGUGGGAAAAGCUUCACAGAGAUGUCGUUCCUUGUGAAACACCAGGUCAUUCACACAGACUUGAAGUUGUGUGUGUGCCAGGUGUGCGGAGGAUGUUUCUACAGUGAAACGUCACUCGCAAAACACCAGAAAAGUCACUCGUUACCUAUGUACUGCUCCACGUGUGGCAGGUGCUUUUUCAGCAAGACAGAGUUGGAAAUGCACAAGCGGAAGCACACGGGCGAGAGACCCUACAGCUGUCACAUGUGUGGAAAACAUUUUAUUGCCAAAUCUGUUCUCAACAAACACAUGUUAACACAUACCCAAUCAGAACAGUCUAAAUGAUGUGGGCUUGAGGUCACUAAGGAUAUCCAUCUGGUAAAAACUGAUAGUAUCUUGACUUGGUCCAAUAUUAGUAAGUGAGAUUGUUGAUGUUUAUGUGGGCCAACGAUGAACAAACCACUGGAAUGCACCCCAAUUUUUAUCCUGUCUGCAAUAUUUGUUAAAGGUUUUGUCCCAGAAACUUAUAUUGAUGGCAAUGUCCUUAGGAUAGUUCAUCAAUAUUAGAUUGGCGGGGGUCCAACUCCCAGAACCCCUGCCGAUUUAGAUGUUUAACAGUAGCUCUGGAAAUAGGUGGCAGAACUACAAAGUUCCAUCCACUGGGCAAUAGCUGGAGCUGGUUACUGCACUGCUUCUCCCAUUGAAGUGAAUGAAAGCAGUAACCACUCCAUCCAGAGAUUUUUUUUGUACCACCACCUAUCUUCGGCAGCAAAGCUGCUGCUGAACAGCUGAUUUUCAGGGGUUCUGGAAGUCAGACCCCCACUGAUAUUGAUGUCCUCACCUAAGGAUAGGCCGUCAAUAUUAAAGUCCCUGACAACCCCUUUAACUAAAUCGUGGGUCUUCAAUUUCAAGUUUAGGUCAGGAGAAAACUACUACUGUAUGGCCUGCUCAUCUGUCUCCAUAACUUUGGCCACGGUGGCCACUGCAUAGGAUGCGUAUUCCCAUCUCCGCUAUGAACUGCAGAGAUGGGAUUACCUUUCUAAGACCUCAAGAAAGUUUAACAAGACUGCAUUUGGUUUCCUUUGCUCUGGAGGUAUCCCCAGACACUGUUGUGUUUGACGAAGGUCUCUUCUGAGCUCUAUGGCUUUUGUUAGCGUAUGAAUUUGUUGGGAUAAGGUAAAGUCAUUUUAAUUGUAGUUUUGAUAUACGAUACAUAAAUAUAUACUAUUGUUCGAUCUGGAGCACAGGGUUGUACUCAUUAUUGCUGUUGGGGCCAGCAGCUCCUCUAACUAUAUAAGAUGUAAUAGGGAAGCUAAAAAUAUUGCUAUGGUGUCACCAGGUGUUAUACGAGGUAUACAGUUAAAUGCACUACUCACCAGUAUGCAAGUUAGCAUGCUGCAGAUCUUGCCUUCUUGCAUCUCUACCAAUUUUCCACUUCAUCAGGUCUUCUAGAAGAAGCCUCAUGGAACCCUGUGCAUUAGUUUCUGCUCAGAUACUGUGUGGGAAAGAGCAGUUGGUCUCAUUUGGUACAAGGAUGAAUUUAUAGGUUACAAACCUUGAAUUGAAUAUAGAUCUAGAGCUUAAAGGGGCUGUUCAUCUUCUGGGUCUUUUGGCAGAACGCCCCUCAUGGAUAGACCUGCAGAGGGACACAUACUUACCUGCGCCACUGGGACCGCCUCCUUUCCUCCCCAGCUGCUGCUGAAGCGCUCUAGUCCUUCACUGUCAAUCUUUGAUUUAACACAGCUGCAGCCAAUGACUGGCCGCAGCAGUGACCUGCCCCCCUUGCAUCAGGUCAAUUGGUCAUGUGACGCAAGUGGGGAGCACAUCACCACUGCAGCCACUCAUUGGCUUCAGCCAUGUCAAACCAGAUCUUGACAGACGGGGACCCUAAGUGCUGCAGCAGUGGUGGGGGAGCAAAAGAGCCAGGACCUAGCAGUGGGAAGCAGGUAAGUAUGCUUUCCUCUGCAGGUCUGCCCAUAUUGGUCUGCCAAAAGAGGAAAAACCCUUUUAAAGGGGUGGUCCCACAAUCGACAUUUAUCACCUAUCCACAGGACCUCCACUCAAACUAGAACAGGGGUCUCGAGACCACCUUUCUUAGUCACUGUACACCCGCAGCCAGGAAUUUGAAUUGAGUGGUCAAACAUGUGCACAGUCUAUGAGAGUGAUGGAGACAACCCACCACCACGCUAUUCAUGACUGCUGUGAGGAGAAAUUAGGGUCUUAGAAAAAUCAUUCUAGUGAACGCUGAAUUGGUCUAUAGGUUCGUUUUGUAUUGCAAUUCAGCUGCAUUUACUUUAAAGGGGUGACCUAUCCACAGGUCAUCAAUACAGUUGCAGAUAGCCCCUUUAACACCUAGCCUGUGGAUAGGUGAUAAAUAGCCAUUUUGGGUUAACCCCUUUGGUUUGCGUAGGUGUAUAUACAGGACAUAUCACAUUAAUACCUUUUCUGGGAGCUUUGGGGAUAUAUUGGGAUUUAUGCCUAUUUUAUGGUGUCUGCUUAGGUGAAGGGUUUGGUUUAUCAUUUUUUUAACCCUAUUAAAGGGGAUUGUCCCAAGAUUUUAAUGUAUUACCUGUCCACAGGAUGGGUGAUAGGUGUCUGAACAGAGGGGAUCUGACUGCUGGGACCCCUACCAUCAUGAUAAAGGGGGGGAUCUGUUGAGCGUGCAUACUGGCUGUGCUCUAUUCAUCUCUAUGGGGCUGCCAAAGAAAAGGGAGUACACUGCUCAGCUAUCGGUGGCAGCCCUAUAGAGAUGAACGUAGCAGCGGCACACAUACUUGACCACUGCUCCAUUCAUAUGGGGGAACACAGGAUCCUCGUUAUUGCUAUUGGUGGGGGUCCAACCGCUUGGACCCCACCAUUCAGGCACUAUCCUCACCAAUCAGUUCCAUGUGGAUAGGUGACAAGUUUAAAUCGUAGGACUACCCCUUAAAGUAUAUAUCAUGUUGGGCUGUAUUGUGAGGGUCCAUGCCCCAAAAAAAUUGUAUAUGAGCUAAACUCAAGUACAGUCUCCUACAGAUUGUUUUCCCCUUUGUACCGCUGACAUCUACAAAUAGAAUUGGUGAAGGCAUUGUGAAGUGGGACGUUCAAGAGAAAGGAGA